Messenger RNA from Oikopleura dioica, 4272 nucleotides. The record is from the annotation of a GenBank genome assembly. NCBI's taxonomy places the organism in Eukaryota, Metazoa, Chordata, Appendicularia, Copelata, Oikopleuridae.
AUGGGAACUAUAGACUUUUUGAUCGAAAACGAGCUGCUUUUGAAUGGCGAUGAGAUUUCCAAUUUUCUUGACCAGAAUGAGAUUGAAAACAAAAAUGAAAUCCGAAAAUCCUUCGCCCGAUUUUUGGCCAUUCAGACCAGAAAAGUCGAUGUCGAAAAAGUCCACUUUUCGAGCGAAAAAAUGAUCAACCUGACCACUUCCAUCUCGUCUCUCGCAUCCUCGUUUUCUUCAACAUGGGAAGACCUUAUCAAAGCCCUUCCCUUCGAAAAACUGCAAAGCUUCAUCAACCCGAAUAUCGUUCCGAAAAUCGAAGCCAUGGAAAAUCUGCUCAUUAACUUCAAAAUCGACGUGGACAAGUUUCUAGAAGAAAAACGAGCCAGCUUCGCACGAUUGCACUUCCUCAGCAAUCAGGAAGUUUUGAACCUUUUCGCUAAUGGAAACGAUAGUGAAGCAGUUCAACCCUUUUUCGAGAAGCUUUUCGAAGGAAUAGGGAGAGUUGAGUUUGAUGAAAACUCACUUAUUGUCUCGAUGAUUUCGAAGCUCGGCGAACGAGUUCCCCUGGCCGACCCGAUUUCGAUCAAACAAAGUCCAGAUCUUUGGCUCGCUGAUUUCGAAUUUUCAAUGAAAAAGACCGUCAACUUGGCUAUUCUAAAAGCAUACGAAUCAUUCCCUUCUUUUGAAAACCGCAUUGAUUGGAUAAAAAGCAACCCAGCUCAAGCAUCCAUCGUCGUCACUCAAAUCAAGUAUGCCGAAGCCGUCGAGUCCGCAAUCGCCAAUCAAUCCCUUCCUGAAGUUCUUCAAGACAUCAACAACCAGCUCUCUGAACUCACCAAGGAGACUCUCAAGGACCUGAAUGCAAAGGAGCGCAUGACGAUUCAGAACAUCAUCAUCAUUUCUGUCCACAAUCGAGAUUUGCUUGCAGAAAUGAUCGAAAAAUCAAACCCGCUUCUUUGGCAAUCCCAGCUGCGAUUUUACCUUGAAUAUCAGCAAGUCGUUGUCCGAAUGAUGACUUCUGAGAACGAGUACGGCAACGAAUACCUCGGCAACUACAGUCAACUCGUCAUCACUCCGCUCACCGAUCGCGCUUACCGAACCAUCAUCAACGCGAAACAACACUUUUUCGGCGCCGCUCCGCAGGGACCAGCAGGAACAGGAAAAACAGAAACCACCCGUGAUCUGGCUAGAGCUCUCGGCAAAAACUGCGUGGUAAUCAAUUCUUCCGAUCAACUCGACGAAAAAAAUUGUGCAGAGAUUUUCAAGGGAGCCAUUGCUAGUGGAAGCUGGGUUUGCUUCGAUGAAUUCAAUAGGAUUCACAAUGAAGUGCUCGUCAAUGUUGGUGAGCAGCUGAAAAUGAUUAAGGAUCAUCGAGAAAGGGGAGCGGAAAGAAUUGAGGAUUUCUGUGGAACGAAAAAUGUCAAGCUCUGUAAGGACAGUUUCAUCGCCGUAACAAUGAAUCCAGGAUACGCGGGAAGAACUGAACUUCCGGACAAUCUGAAGCCCUAUUUCCGACCAAUUUCGAUGAUGGUGCCAGACUACGCACUCAUUGCUGAGAUUAUGCUGUACUCGUCGGGCUAUCAGACUGCUGAUGUUCUUGGCAAAAAAUUGACGCUGGUGCACAAGUUGUGCUCUGAACAGCUCAGUGCGCAAGAUCAUUAUGAUUAUGGAAUGCGAGCUGUGAAGCAUUCAGUAACUCAUGCCAAAUCCCUAAAGCUUCUCUACCCUGACCUCGAUGAAACAACUCUCUUGGCCGACGCUCUUCGAUCCCUGCACUUCAGCAAAUUGGUUGAAGGGGAUUUCCCGCUCUUCGGAAACAUCAUGAACGACGUCUUUCCCGGCCAUCAAGCGCUCGACAGAGACUACGAUGAGUUCGAACGGGUCGCUUCUGAAGUCUGCGCGUCUCGAGGUCUCCAAGCCACGGAAGAUUUCAUCGCGCGCCUUGUCUUGACUUAUCGAGCCUUGAGAGAUCGCCACGGAAUCAUGAUCAUCGGCAAAUCAGGCACUGGAAAGACAACUCUUCUUAGCGUCCUCCAAGAAACCCUCUCCUCGCUGAACAUGAAAGAUCACGUGCAAGACGGCCAGAAAGUGCAAGCAGUCGACAGUGAAAUAAUUUUCAUCAAGACGAUGACCUGCACUGAGCUUUAUGGAUACCUCGAUCCGAUAAGCAAAAAGUGGAAUGAAGGAAAGCUCACGGAAACCUUCAGAAAAUUUUCAGAAGAGCAAAAUGAUGGGCGACAAAAAUGGAUGAUCUUCGACGGACCAGUUGAUGCAAUCUGGGUAGAAAAUCUUAAUCAAGUUCUUGAUGACAACAAAAAGCUCCCCCUCGCUAAUGGAGAUGUGAUUCCAGCAACUGAGAACAUGCGCUUUAUUUUCAAUGUCCAAGAUGUGAAAUGCGCUUCGCCAGCGACCAUUUCUCGAUGUGGGAUGAUUCAAAUGUCCGAACAGUUCGUUGAUCCUCUGAAAACGAACAUUGGCGAUCAUACGAUUGAGAAAAUUUUGAAAAAAGUGAAACAGGAGCAAAAGAAUUUGAUCUUUGAGUCUCGUUCUCAAUUAAAAGAACAGAUCAUCAACGCCAUAGAUACAAAAGUGCAUGUUUUGACGCCUUCGUCUACUCGAGAACAGAUGAAAGAGAUCCUCGCUGAAUCGGCAGGACCAGAUGGAAUCGUCAUAAUCGACAAUCUCAAUCAUCCCUCCAAAGAAUGCUAUGGAGCUCAACCACCUCUUGAACUUCUUCGAGAGUAUCUGGACAAUAACAUGCCGAAAAGAUUCAUCGCUUUUUAUGAUCGCCAGGGUCUAACAACAUCGCCGGCUCUUCUCCGUCAUUUUGACAUCAUGGAAGACAUCUCAACCAUCAUCAAACAAGAAUAUCUAAAUCUGGAGAAGUUAAAAGUUAAGCUUAAUGAGCAAAGAACCAAUUUGAAGGGCGAAAUUCUGAAAGCCAUCGAUAUCGACUUCCUGAAAAACAAAUCCUUCUUUGCCCAAAUGACAGAAGAAGACGAGUUUUACUACUCUUCUUUGAUUUUCUCCCUUUGCGUCUUUCACGCAGUCGUCACCGAAAGAGCUAAUCAUGUUCCUCACGGCUGGAACAUCGCUUAUGCUUUCAAACAAGAGGAUCUCGUCAUUUCCCUUGAACAGCUUGAAUCUCUUUCUUUAAAUUUCAAGGAAAACAACUUGAUCAAACAACUACAACACGUUGAAAUGCUUCGAUACUUAAUCGGCGAGUGCAACUAUGGCGGAAGAAUCACAGAUGAUAAAGAUCGCCGACUUUGCAAUGCGAUUCUCGAAGAUUUCCUGUUCGCAGAUCUCGGGAAUUUCAAAUUCCAAGUCAGCCGGGACUUCUUUACCGACUUGAAUUCUGAACAAAAGGCAAGAGCGCUUGAUGAGAUUCUCGCUGGAACUUCUGAACUUUCUCUCCUUGGACUGAGUGAAAGUGCCAUUCGUGGUCAACCACUUUGCUCUGCUAAAAAUAUCUUUGAAGGGUUGACUGCAUUCGACCAUUAUCUCAGAAAUGUGGAGUUUUCACCUGUUUCCACUGAUUCUCCUUUUUCCACAUUCGUUGCCAGCGAACAAGAACGAUACAAAAAGCUAGUCGAGCGACUUCUCUCCCAGCUUGAAGAUUUGGCCAAGGCAGUCAAUGGUAAAAUUCUCUUCCGCGAGUCUCACAGACGAGCGCUUGCGUCUCUUGCUGCUGGUGAGCUUCCUCAAGAUUGGAAAAGGAUCAGUUUUGCGAGAAGCGCGGAAAACAAAAAUUUUGAAGAUUUUCUCGGUGAUUUGAAGGACCGAAUUGAGUUCAUCAACAACUGGGCGGAAAAGGGAGAGCUCAAGAGCUACGACUUGUCGAAAAUGUUCUUUCAACAGGCAUUCUUCACCGCAGUUUUGCAAACUUUUGCGCGCGCCAAAUCAGUGUCGAUUGACGAAGUCGGUUUCGAUUUCCAAAUGCUGACUCCAUACGAACCAAAGGAAGGUGUCAUGGUCUCUGGGCUUUUCGUCGUUGGAGCAAGCUUUGAUAUUGGAAAACAGCAUCUCAUCCUCAACAACGGAUCUAUCUUCAACUUUCCCGAAAUCUGGCUCAAACCCGUCCUCAAAUCAGAUCUUCCAAAAGACGGCUCAUUUUAUGACUGCCCAGUGUACAAGACUCCAGAGCGAAAAGGAGUUCUUUCAACAACCGGACACUCUAUCAACUUCUUGAUGAUGAUGCGCAUCCCGAUUCCAGCUGAUGAAAACGCUUCAUCUUUUGUCAAACGAGGCGUUGCGCUGCUCUGCUCAAAGAAUUAA